AUUAAUUCUUAUUUAUAAGUUGUUUUGAAAUGCACUCCAAAUAUCUUCAAAAGUGUCCUCCUUUACAAAAAUGUUAAAAAAAAGAGAUUAUUGGAGUAUUGCAACAUGAUAAGAUGAUUUCUCAUACUCAGUUCUCCAUUGUUGUCAAAUAAGGCCACACGUUUCUGCUUCGUCUUCUUCUUAUGGCAUGUUAGAGAUUAUCAGUUAGCCAAGGCACAACGACAGCAAGGAAGAGAAGAGCGCCCGAAGAGAGAAUGUCCACCGUGUCCACCAUCACCGGAAGAAAUAUUUCCCUUCUCCAAGUGGCAAAACCACCAAAGAGAGAGUUUUCUUUCUCAUCGCCCCGAAAAAGGGCAUUAUCGUACCAGCAGACAAAGUUAUCGCGUUCCUCCCUUGUAUAUUGCAGAAAUCGCAGGAAAGAUCAGAAGAAGGUUAAAGAGCACACUACUCCUAAUGUUGAUGACGUCGUCCUUUCCACACACGUUCAGGACUCUGGCUCAUUGCUUUCCCCAGGGGGUUGCAAGGGGUGUGGCAAAGAAGUGGCGGAGAUAGGUUGCAAUGGAGAGGGAAGGAUUCAAGGAGGGAUAGCUACAAUCCCGGGAUUCGGUUGGUGGCCUAUAAAGGCAUACCGCCCUUGUCCUUCGUUCUUGGAUUCCGGUGGUAAGUAUAGGCGAAGGGGACAAAGCAUGGAUGAAAUAGCCUCUGGGACGGGAAAACGAGGACAUGAUUAAACUCUUAUGCACGCCAGCUGAUUAAUGAGAGUCAAAUGACACUUUGAGGACAUUUCUUUAACAUUGCAAAUGGACUGGAGAACAUGAGUAGAGAUCAACUCUGGAGCUUGGAUCCCUCUUCACAUGAAAACGCACGAACAUUGGAUUGUUCGUGCGUUGUUUGCUCCCAUUGCCGCCGGUUGCUACUAUGGACCCAAUGUAAGGUGUUUUUUAUUCUUAAAUUCAAACGAAAAACAUAAUGUAUGAUGCCUAAUUUGGGGCUCCUUUGCUUUGGAUUCUAUCAAAGAACCAAUUCAGCCAAAAAACUCAAACUUAUAGUUGUAAGCCAAUGAAAAGUUUUAUGCUCU
Molecule: messenger RNA, 1078 nt
Organism: Cuscuta campestris
Lineage: Eukaryota; Viridiplantae; Streptophyta; Magnoliopsida; Solanales; Convolvulaceae
Source: the annotation of a GenBank genome assembly